CUGUGCUUGCUGUCUUCACUUUCUUGUCUUGUUGACUUGUCAUCUUCCUUCUUGGCUCUAGCUAAACAAUUUGCAACUGCAUUUUAACGUAUGCUUUACUUUUGAUUCCACUGUUAUUUUAAAACAAAACCGUGUUUACUGGUGUGUUGUUUCUUUCCAAGAGUGUGUAUUUCUAUUAUAGAGGAUUAGGCCAUUUUUGUUUGCCAUUGAAAUCGCCGACAAGCCUAUUGCUCAGUUUGGCAGUGUUUUCAGUGUAAAAUGAAGAAAAGCGAAGAAAAUUAUAAGUUUGACAGUUAAUAAGUGAUGGAAGGCUACACUAAUGUUAUCGGUAGUUCAUACGACUUUGAUGAUCUUGACAUCGAAGGGAGAGUCGUUGAUGAAUGGAAUGCUGAUGAAGAAGAAAAACACUCAUCGAAGAAAGAACUGCCUAAGAAUGCAGAUGAGAGAACACUGUUGUCUGAGAGAGUGAAGCUGGACAAUGGUCAGCAGGCUGAUGUGUUCUCUGUGGUGCGCAAGAAGGAAGGUGUGUGGUACACUUGUCAUGUGUGCUCGGAAACUGUCGCGGGACUGUCGGCGUUGCGCCAACACUCAGACUCCGGCAGACACCGAGCCAACAUGAGUAGACCAACUCACCCCUGCGCCAAGUUCAUCAAACUUGAUCCUAAAGAAAACCUUUCGCUGGAACCUGGUGAGCCAGUGCCACCCGGAUUGGAAGAAGUUAUUAUAAAGAAUGCGCUGAUCCAACCCAAGUUGGAUGCAUACAAAGCACCAUUGAUUGGUCUAGAGUUUAUGGUAGAAUUGACAGAGUCAACGCUGGACGAGACCGAAUACUACUACUGUCUGUUGUGUGAGAAGACCGGCAGCGAACGCAACAUGUUCAUUCACUUCACCAGCAUAUUCCACUACAUGAAAUAUCUGAGCAUGUACUUUCCUACUGUCGCAAGAAAAUUGCAGGCAUUACCUCAAAAGAAAGAUAUGAGGAAAGCCUUCGGUCUGCUUGUCACUGAUAUCAUAAAAGAUAUUGAGGAGAAGUUUGGUCGUAUGAAGCCCAAGACUGUUAAGUACCAAGAAUUUUAUUUUCAAGAUCGGAAGAAUGAACUGCAUAAGACAUCUUAUGAAGGGCCUCAUUUCAGGGAACUUGAUGGUGAAUUGUUUGAUGAGAAGGCAACAGCUGAGAACCUUAACAAGAAGAACAAAGAAGUGAUUGCUGCACCGCCUGUUACAAUGCAGAGUAUUACAGUGCCAAAAUCAAACGAGAACACAGAAUCAUCUGGAAUCACAUUUAACAAGAACAACCGCAUCAAUGUUGACAAGAAACAAAUAAGGUCUAGAGACGAGGAUGGCCGGAAUAGUAGUCCCGAUGUUGAGAUUGUCAAUGUUACUCAUAAAACUAAACCUCCAGGUCAUAAGCGAACUAGGUCUAGAAGUUUGUCUUCAAUUUCGUCACUCUCCAGUGCGUCGUCGCAUGGGAAAAGCAGAUACCGAUAUCGUAGCAGUUCCAGACACCAUGUCAAGGGGACGAGUAACCGUCACUGGUCCAGAUCUCGGUCCCGGUCGCCCAGCUACAGAUACCGACGUCAUGCAAGACGCUCACCCUCAUAUGGACACCGCAGUCGGUCGCCUCAUGCGUACUCUCGCUCUCACUACCACAACAGUAGUCGUCCCCGACACACCAGUCGAGGUCACAGUCCUCCGCCACCCUACAGAUUACGAGUGGACAGAUAUGGAAGAGAAAUACGAGAGAUAUAUGAUAGCCGCAGUGAUAGGUAUCGCAGGGAAUAUACUCCAGAAGGAAGAAUAUCCCCAAAAGAGAUGAUUUCUUCUGAAGAAAAAGCCAUUUGGGAAAAAUUUCGAGAAGAACUUAAAAAAGUGGAAACUGCUAAACUAGAAAAACUAAAAUACUAUGAAAAAAAUCCUGAAAAACAUCCACAGUAUCCUGAAGAAUGGAAAGCUUUUUGGAAUAAAAGAUACAAUGAAUUACAGAGGUCCGGAAUUGAUCCUAGUAAACAUGAUUUUAAACCUGAAUGGAUUGCCGUUUGGGCAAAGCGUACAAAAGAAAUUCAUGAAGAAGAUUUAGCCAAAGCUAAAGAGGAAUUGAAAAAGAAGUUUAAUCUGCCUGAAGAUCCUGGAGACAAUGCUAUGCCUUGGAAAUAUCAUCAAAGAAAAAGAAAGAAUACCAGCCCAGGUCUAGUUGAUAUAUCCCCCCCGACCCCUGAAAAGAAAGAUAUGAUAGCUGACAUUAAAACUACUUGGAAAGCUUUUACAGGCUCUGACAUUAAAGAUACUCCGAAGCGACCAUUGUCUCCAUGGGAAGACGAUGUGCCAUCUUCAAGGCGAAAAAAUUCACCCAAAUCGACAUCUUCAACUCCACCACCAAACGCCGACGAGAAGCUGUUAGAAGACAUGCCUCAGAGAAAAACAAGGACAUCAGCAUUAAUUUUUGUUCUGAGAAAAUUCACUGUUUUAGAGCAACAGUUGGGUUCUCUGGCGCCGAAAACAUUUGAAUUGAUGUCUCAAUCAUUGGCAUUAGAAAAAAUAAAAGAAGAUGCCUCAUUGGAUCUUUUGCUGGAAGAGGAAAAUAGUGUAUACUUGGAAACUGUGAGGGAAAAACUGAUUGCACUGUUAUGUGCCGGUGUUGUACCUAGAAACUGUGUUAAUACGGCUCGAUCAGCAAUAAAAAACACGGAUGUCGCUUUGUAUCUUGCCUCAAAGAAACAGAGAUCUCUUCCAGUGGCGACAGUCAGAGCUGUGAUGCAUGGAUCAUUUCCCCCUCCUCCGAGUAGUUUAGGCAUUCAACCCUAUGCUUCUGUAGGCUUACAGCCUGUGACUAGAUCUGAACCUAUGGUUGUUCCAGGAGUUGGUGCAGUGGAUAAGAUAGCAAUUGCUCAGCAGAUAGCAGCAGCGCUGGUAGAGCAAGGAAAAACUAAUGUAACCGAAAGUGAAUUGAAUCAGCUGAUAAAUGCUGUUGUUGGCAUGGCUGAAGCCUCAGCUCAUUCCUCUCGACCAAUGACAACUGCUUAUUUUCUGCAACAGUUGCAAGCUGCACAAAAUUCCUCUGUACCUACUCCUGCAACUUCUAUUCCUCCGGUCGCUCCAUCCAUCGGAAAUCUAGAACCUCUUAAACCAGUGUCAAGUGAAGCUCAACUUCAGAUAAAUGCUCCCCAACCAGCAAGUAACAUCUUACAACCAAAGUCAUCUGCCGCAUUUGGAGCUCUUAAACUAUUGCAAUCAGCAUACAAUGAGUCCACUAAAGCAGAUCAAGACUCUCCCAAACGAGAUGUGGAACAAGUUCCCACUAACAGUUUCAUCUCCGAUCAAGAAUUGGCAUCCACACUGUCUGUAUUUAAUAAGAUGACUAAAGAAGACCAACCUUCUUUUGUACAAAGGCUUAAAACGAACAAUAUUGAAAUGUACAAGCGUUUGUGCCCUUUCAUUCCUACAAGUGUAAUCGUAGCAGCUGACAAUCCUUCACCUUCGUCUACUUCCAGUAAUGUGAAACGAUCUCCUAUCAAUAUUCCUAUUUCUAAAAAUAAAAGUGAGCAGAAAAUCAAAUCUACUUCUUCUGGUCGUUUAUCUCCAUUUUCUCAGAGAUCAGGUGGUGCUAACCCGACUAUUGGAGACAAAGUUGUCAUUGACGAUGACGAUGACGAAGACGGUAAGAACGAUGUUAAGAUUGUACACGAAAGCCGUAACACACAGGUACCUUUUCUAGGAAACUUUGAUAGUUCUAAAUAUAAGAGUAAAGAGAGUGAUUUAGAAGAUGAUGACGACGACGACGAUGACUAUUCCUUUGAAGAUGUUUAUAAAGCGGCACAAGAAAAAUUGAGGCAGCAACAAAAACUUAUCGAUGAGGAAAAUAAAAAAAAUCAAUCAAAUGAAUCAAAAGAAACCACAAAACCAGAGGCUAAACAAGCUGACGAAUUGAACAGUGAUAAAUCUCGGCAGAGUACCCCACAAAGUAAUACAUGGUCAAACCUUGGCAAUCCUGAAAAACCUCCAUUUAUUACAGCAGAAAACCCAUCCCAACUCAAACAAACAACUAAUGACCAGUUAAAUACACAAAAAGGUAAUCCAGACAAUAUUUUCAUGGGCAAACAAUCGCUUUAUUCAGACGCCAUUCCAGCAAGACAUGAUGCUUACCAAGGUUCUAACCAACAACCUUAUACUUACCAAGGGCCCACUCAGGAGCGACAGUCGCAGCUAGACCCUUACACAAAUUCUGGCCAACCUCAACCUGCGUAUGGCACCAGCUUUAUUCCUACAUAUUCAAACAAAGAGCAGUAUUCAGGUAAUCCCCAAGUGAAUACAGAUUACUAUAAUAAAAACAGUAAUUUUGCCUCUAAUAAAGAGCAACCUGGGACAUAUGGAAAUCCCUACGGUUCAAACAGAGAUUCUUUUAAUGCACCUCCUUCCAACGCCUCAUCAAACCCUACAUACGGGAAUCAAAAUAUUGCAAACCCACGGUAUGGGAAUCAGUCGACUCCAGGAAAUUCAAACUAUGGAAAUCCUAUCAGCACUUACAGUAAUAAUCAGUACGGCUACAGAGAUCCUCAAACUGGAGCUAACAAUUUCUCUCAAGGGUACCCUCAAACACCCAACCCUCCAAAUUACUCUAACCAGCCGGCUGUCCCCCCGAGAUAUCCUAAUCAGAGGUACCCUCCUUACUAGAGAUAAUUAUGUUAUCAAUAAUGAAUGCUUUGUUUAUUAAUGCAAGAAAUGUAUUUAGUUAUAUCAUUUUAAAAAAAGUUAUCAAUCAAGUAGAAACAUACACAUUUUUAACAUUAAAACUGCUUUAUUUGUAAAA
Messenger RNA from Macrosteles quadrilineatus (aster leafhopper), 4804 nucleotides. RefSeq lists its product as uncharacterized. The record is from RefSeq and is a predicted model, not a curated record. The transcript is spliced from 11 exons. The coding region runs from base 304 to 4668 and encodes 1454 amino acids. NCBI's taxonomy places the organism in Eukaryota, Metazoa, Arthropoda, Insecta, Hemiptera, Cicadellidae.